Messenger RNA from Hypanus sabinus (Atlantic stingray), 1979 nucleotides. It is a transcript of the gene cenpp, whose product is annotated as centromere protein P. NCBI's taxonomy places the organism in Eukaryota, Metazoa, Chordata, Chondrichthyes, Myliobatiformes, Dasyatidae. Gene Ontology annotation, cellular component: chromosome, centromeric region; nucleus. Gene Ontology annotation, biological process: CENP-A containing chromatin assembly. The transcript is spliced from 12 exons. The record is from RefSeq and is a predicted model, not a curated record. The coding region runs from base 303 to 1337 and encodes 344 amino acids.
AGAAUAAAAACAUCGGGAAGGGGGAUGGUCUUCAGACAAAUUGCCAAUAGUUGGGAGUAUUUAAAGAUUCUUUAGUGGCAUUGACGGCUUUUUUUCAAGUCUGCAACUUCAAAAUAACGAAGUUCUCAAUAAUUCGGAUGUUUUAGUAUUUGCAGAGCUAAGACAGAUUCUUAUAAUGAAUAAGGUGGUCUUGAAGCCAGUGCCAGAGACUGACAGCCCUUUAACUACUGGGUUCAAACUACAGCAAAGAGUUCUGGUCGGAGACCUUGCUAUGUUUUAUCCCUUAAACAUUAUUAGUUGAGAUGGUCGGACCCGGUCUCGGCGCAGGCCCGUCACUUCGAACGGCGCUGGCGCGAACUCGCUCCUUCACCGACGGGACGGUUCCUCUCUCUUUUUUGUCGUUCUGGGAACUCAUGGAAAAAUCACUGCAGCAGAUCUAUGAAAAUGAGAUCCUGUGCCUCCAGGAAGAAAUUCAAAUGUUGGAGAAAAAGGCCGAAGAAACUCAUAUUAAUUCUCAAGGGUUUCUGAAAAACAUGUAUCUGCAAAAAGAAAAGAUCAGUGUGCAAAAUCCUGAAUCAUGGAAAUGCUCAAUGACUGAUCUGGAAGCACAGGUUGAACAGGCUAAAUCACAGGCUGCAUUACUAAUCCAGUUAACUGGCAUUGAAUUUAGCCAACACACUAUGAAAAUGGUCAGUGAAGGUAACAACCAAACAAAGCAGUAUAGAUUGUCAGGCUACAGUCAUUCACUGCAUUUUGAGCUUGAAUUUGAAUUAAUGGAUAUUCAGACUGAAGAAAAUGACAUGGCUAUUGUAACAGAUCUGAACAUUAUUUUAGAAUUAAGUGGUUUUUGUGAUUUGAGCAGAUUUAUAUCCAGAACUGAAGAAAAGAAGAGCCUCCUACAGUUUUUCAGAACCAUCUCAAUCUUUGCAAAAUGGUAUGAAUAUCGCCAAGCUACUUUUAGAAAUUUCAAGGACCACAAGGCACUAGACCUCAUCAAACCCUUGGCUAAAACAUGGACCAAAGAGCUAAAUUUCAGAGGCAAGGAGAAACACCCUGAAGUUAUAAAACUUCCAGAGGGAUCAAGUGGGGACUACAUGGUAUUGAAGUGUUCCAAGCUUCCUGGAAUUGAAUUCAAAAUUUUCUGGAAAAUACAUGUAAGCGAAGGAGGAGCCGUUACCCCAGUCUUGGAUCUCUUGACGAAAGUACCAGCAGAGGCACUCAACUUCGAUACAACGAAGGUCAUGGAUAGUGCCCCCAAAAGCUUUAGACAUCUCUUACACCUACAUGGAAUCGAGGCUGCUAUUGAGUGUUUAAUUGAACUGUGCGAAGAACCCUGAAAUAUGGGAUUAAUGCCAUACUGCUGUGCAUUAAAAGGAAAAUUCAUAGAGAAAAAUCCAUUCUACUCAUUUAUUAAGUGUACUAGUACAUCAGGACAUGCCACAACUACAAUUAAUUUCUCCUAUGGCACUGUCACAUAAAAAUAAAUAUGCAUUUAAAUAUAAAUUGCCAAAGAAUAUUUACAAAUACUGGGACAUUUCUAUUGCAUUUGUACAAGAUUUCUACAAGUCAUCUGUCACGUAGUAGUCCGAAAUUAAGGAAACUACAUUUGAAAGUUAAGUUUAUUCUUACAAUGGCAGUUCAAUUCACAGCUUUUAAUAAGUGCUGAGUAUAUAGUAACUCAAGUACAUAAUGAAAUAGUGGUUAGUACCAAUGACAAAAUACAUUAUCAGUUGUAAUUGACAUUUUUACAAGUAAAUCAGGACCAGAUCAAAUUAAAAUUCUCAAUGGGAUGUUUGCAAAUCAGUAACCUUUGAAUGUCUCACAAUAACACAAGGCACUAUAGUCAUAAACAAGUAGGAAAUUGCUUGUUAUAUCUUUUCAAAAGGCCAUAUCCACACUAUUCCAUAAGGUAGAAUACUGCAGUUGGAGAUUAUAUACAUGUAUUAUGAAGCAUAUCUUCUCACCCUCUUGUUGGUUCU